Messenger RNA from Pundamilia nyererei, 1520 nucleotides. It is a transcript of the gene chrnb1l, whose product is annotated as cholinergic receptor, nicotinic, beta 1 (muscle) like. Gene Ontology annotation, molecular function: acetylcholine-gated monoatomic cation-selective channel activity; transmembrane signaling receptor activity. The transcript is spliced from 10 exons. Gene Ontology annotation, cellular component: postsynaptic membrane. The record is from RefSeq and is a predicted model, not a curated record. Gene Ontology annotation, biological process: monoatomic ion transmembrane transport. Lineage: Eukaryota; Metazoa; Chordata; Actinopteri; Cichliformes; Cichlidae. The coding region runs from base 1 to 1443 and encodes 480 amino acids.
AUGUGUCUGCAUUCAUGCCUUCAUGCAGGAGCCUCUGAAACAGAGAGAAGGCUUCAUCAGAAGCUAUUUGAAAACUACAACAUGAAAGUGAGACCAGCUCGUUACUGGGAGGAUAAGGUGACGGUGCGGGUGGGGAUGACCCUCUCUCAGCUUGUCAGCUUGAAUGAGAAGAACGGCGAGAUGACGACUAACGUGUUCAUGAAUCUGGAAUGGACAGACUACAGGCUGUCCUGGAACCCAGCUGAAUAUGACGACAUUAAUGUUCUGAGAAUUCCUCCCAACAAGGUGUGGCGACCUGACAUCUACCUCAUAAACAAUAAUGACGGCCAGUUUGAUGUGGCUCUGUACGUCAAUGUCUUGAUUUACAGUGACGGCACUGUUAACUGGCUUCCACCCGCCAUCUACCGCAGUUCCUGCUCUAUAGAGGUGGCGUACUUCCCAUUUGACUGGCAAAACUGCAGCAUGAUUUUCCGCUCGUACACCUAUGAUUCCUCUGAGGUUGACCUGCAAUACUUUCUGGAUGAUGACGGCAAAGAGAUCCAAGAGAUUGUAAUAGAUGAGAACGCUUUCACUGAGAAUGGUGAAUGGGCCAUUUGUCACAAACCAACAAGAAAGAACGUUAAGGAGGACCUGUAUGAGGACAUCACCUUCUAUCUCAUCAUAGAGAGGAAGCCUCUUUUCUACAUCAUCAACAUCAUUGUGCCCUGUAUCCUCACCAGCGUGUUGGCUAUAUUUGUCUUCUACCUGCCUCCUGGAGCAGGAGAGAAAAUGACUCUUUCCAUUUCCGUCCUCAUUGCUCUGACUGUCUUCAUGUUGCUGCUGGCUGACAGGGUCCCAGAGACUUCCCUCGGCAUCCCAAUUAUUGUCAACUACGUCAUGUUCACUAUGAUCUUGGUGACCUUCUCUGUCAUCCUAAGUGUGGUAGUCCUCAACCUGCAUCACCGAACACCUAGCACACACAUCAUGCCAAGCUGGGUCCGAAAGGUGUUCAUACAUUUCCUGCCUAAAUACAUUGGCAUGAUGAGGCCAAAACCAGAGGAACCCUUUUUGGAAGAGGAAUCUUCUGAUGACACACCUAUUCAAAGCUACAAUGGGCGACAGCCGGGAGGAGAGUAUUUCAUUCGCAAGAUCAACCCUGAUCUUGUCUUACCUUGGCGAGGCAGGUGUGAGAGCACAGUACAGCUCCAGAGAGUCCCCAACACUGACAGUUUCUGUCUGAUCCUCCCUCCCAAUCUGAAGUCAGCCAUCGCUGCUGUGACAUACAUGGCCGAGCAGCUGAAGAAGCAGGACACGGAUGACUCGCUGACAGGAGACUGGCAGUUCAUCGCCCUGGUGGUGGACCGUCUCUUCUUGUGGUUGUUUGUCAUCAUCACCACCCUGGGAACUCUGGCUAUGUUCCUGGAUGCCAGUUUCAAUUACACACCUGACAACCCCUUCCCAUAGUGGAUUCCAUAUGCACAGCAGCUGGAGUUUGAUUCAUUGUUGCCACUUUACUUCUACUUCUUGUUGGUGCUUUCCGA